AGAAAGAGUUAUUUUAAAUAUCCUAAAUCGUAACUGACAAAAGUCAGUUAUAGAACAUUUGCUUGGUGUGGCAAACCACAUUAAAGAACUAUUUUUCUUAAAAAUCAUAACAGAAAUAAUAUUAGCUGUAGUUAAAUAUGUCUAAAGAAGAGAAUAUUCAAAUUCCUGAUGUCAUUUAUGAUCCUUUUGCUAAAAUACAUUAUAAAAAAGGACGAUUUUUUGGCAAGGGUGCUUUUGCAAAGUGUUACGAAAUCAUUAAUGCACAAAAUAAUGAAGUUUAUGCAGGGAAAAUUGUUUCGAAAAAACUUUUGGUCAAACAAAAUCAAAAGGAAAAAAUGACUCAGGAGAUUCAGAUACAUUCCGCAUUGAAUCACCAAAAUAUUGUUGCAUUUCACAGUUUUUUCGAAGAUAGUUUUAAUAUAUAUAUUGUAUUAGAACUAUGUAAAAAGAGAUCCAUGAUGGAAUUACAUCGAAGAAGGAGAGUUUUAACUGAACCAGAAACUCGCUAUUAUAUGAAACAAAUUCUGAGUGGGGUGCAUUAUCUUCAUUCUAAUAAAAUUAUUCACCGUGAUUUAAAGCUGGGAAAUUUGCUCUUAAACGAUAAGUUACAAAUAAAAAUUGGUGAUUUUGGGCUUGCUGCAAAAAUUGUGUAUGAUGGGGAGAGAAAGAAGACUUUAUGUGGUACUCCAAAUUAUAUUGCUCCAGAAAUAUUAAAUAAGAUGGGUCAUUCAUAUGAAGUUGAUAUUUGGUCAGUAGGAUGUAUUAUGUACACAUUGCUUGUUGGAAGGCCACCUUUUGAAACAAAAAGUUUAAAAGAAACAUAUGAAAGAAUUAGAAAAUGUGAAUAUAAAAUAUGUGCUACUCUGUCAAGUCAUGCUAAACACAUGAUUAUGAUUAUGCUACAAUCGGACCCAAGCAGAAGACCAAAAAUUGAACAGUUACGAAAACAUGAUUUUAUUACUAAUGGUUAUUGUCCAUCGUCAUUACCAAUAAGUUGCUUAACUAUGGCGCCUCGUUUUGAUAAUGUGCAUGAUAUUACAAAUCAUAAAACAGUGCUGAUGGAAAUUCAUAAUAACACAAAUGGCAUCUCCCCACGCAAACAUGAUUCAAUUGCUGCUGGAUUGACUGGUGUUAAGACGCUAAGAAAUUCAUUUGAUGCAAAAGAAAAUUUGCAAGCUUUAAAAAAUUUGCUUAUAAAGGUUAUCAAGAGUAACCCAACACUUCAUAAAAAAGUAUCGGAUGAGAUGACUGAUCCAGUUGCCCAGCCUACUGUGUGGAUUUCCAAAUGGGUGGACUAUUCAGAUAAAUAUGGUUUUGGCUACCAGCUUUCUGAUGAAAGUGUUGGAGUAAUGUUUAAUGAUACUACAAGAUUAGUUAUGCUUUCAAAUGCUAUCAAUGUACAGUAUGUCGAUAAAAACGGCGAUGAGUCUUAUAUGACCAUUGACACUUAUCCAAAGGAAUAUGAGAAAAAAAUGAAGCUACUAUCGUACUUCAGUAGAUAUAUGAGGGAGCAUCUUAUUAAGACCGGAGCUGGCGUUGUUAAGGAACUCGAUACUAUGUCUAGAACACCCCAUUUACAUCAGUGGUGUCGAUCAACUUCUGGUGUACUCAUGCAACUGAACAGUGGAACUUUACAGAUGAACUUUAGCGAUCAUACAAAGAUAAUAAUGUGCCCUUUAAUGGCAGCCAUUACAUACAUCGACGAAGACAAAUCGUUUAUGACUUUUAGAUUUAGUACAAUUGAAAAAUAUGGAUGUUCAAAAGGCUUGUUGGAGAAAAUGAAAUAUGCUUAUGAUAAAAUAUCUAUACUUUUAGAAAGUGAGUGUUUUAAAUAGUAAUGUGUUCAAUAAAAUAAUUAUAUGUU
Sitophilus oryzae (rice weevil) is the source of this 1864-nucleotide messenger RNA. RefSeq names its product serine/threonine-protein kinase polo (gene polo). Gene Ontology annotation, cellular component: nucleus; spindle pole; centrosome. The transcript is spliced from 7 exons. The record is from RefSeq and is a predicted model, not a curated record. Gene Ontology annotation, molecular function: ATP binding; protein serine/threonine kinase activity; protein binding. Lineage: Eukaryota; Metazoa; Arthropoda; Insecta; Coleoptera; Curculionidae. The coding region runs from base 138 to 1835 and encodes 565 amino acids. Gene Ontology annotation, biological process: mitotic cell cycle; regulation of cytokinesis; protein phosphorylation.